Mustela lutreola (European mink) is the source of this 3418-nucleotide messenger RNA. RefSeq names its product nuclear envelope integral membrane protein 2 (gene NEMP2). The record is from RefSeq and is a predicted model, not a curated record. Gene Ontology annotation, cellular component: nuclear envelope. The transcript has 9 exons. The coding region runs from base 410 to 1672 and encodes 420 amino acids. NCBI's taxonomy places the organism in Eukaryota, Metazoa, Chordata, Mammalia, Carnivora, Mustelidae.
GGUUCCUCCACGGUCUUCCUCUUCACAGAGCGUCACUCAAGUCCGAGAAUUCAGCCCUAAAACCCCGCAGGUCACGCACGGGUCGAGGACGUUUGAGGCAGAGCCCACACUCGAGGGGCCCCUCCCCCUCCCCCACGACCGGCGCCUCGCGCGGAGACUGCCGGGACCGCGGCGCGCCCGACGGCCUCCGGGGCAGCGAGGCCCGGAAGCCCUGAGGCGGGGGCUGGGAGGGGCGGGGGGCGGCUCCGGCCUGCGCCCCACCCCCGGCCGCGGGAGCUUCGCGGGGUCUCGGCCUUUCCCGGGUGCGGGCCCCGCCGCCCCCUCGUCUCUCGGGCCUCGCGCGGUUUCCGCUGCCAACGGCCCAGCCGGCCCGCCGCGGCCCGCGCCGCCGCCCUGGUUCCGGGGCGGGAUGCGGCGGCCCCCGGGGCGCUGGUGGCUGCUCCUGUGGCUGCCGCCGCUGUCCGCCCCGCCCGCAGGCGCCGCGCGCGGAGAGGAGGCGGCGGCCGCGCUCUCAGUUCUAAGGUGUAAAACUCUGAAGGAAAUGGAUUUUAUUAAAACAUCUGACUCGGACUGUUACUGCUACAAUCGAAAUUCCCAAAUGGAGUGGAAAUAUAUGUGGUCGACUAUGCAGGUGAAAAUUACCAGUUCAGGCCUGUUCAGUAUUGUAUAUAUCACAGAAAGACAUAAUUGUCAAUAUCCAGAAACCAUUCUGUCUUAUAUCAAGUGUAUGACUCAUAAUUUUUGGACACCAAAGGAGUCUAAUGAAAUAACCAUAAUCAUCAAUCCAUAUGGAGAGACCAUGUGCUUCUCUGUGAAACCUGUCAAGAAGAUAUUUGUCUAUACAAUUAGUGUGACUCGAAACAUUGUAGAUUUCAAACUCUUCCUUGUGUUUGUGGCAGGCGUUUUCCUCUUCUUUUAUGCAAAGACGUUGAGUCAAAGUCCUAUUUUCUAUUACUCUUCUGGGACCGUGCUAGGUGUUCUGAUGACAUUAGUCUUUGUCCUGCUGCUGGUGAAAAGGUUUAUUCCUAAGUACAGCACCUUUUGGGCUCUAAUGGUCAGUUGUUGGUUUGCUUCAGUUUAUGCUGUGUGCGGAUGGAUGGAGGACCUCAAGUGGCUGUGGCAUGAAAACAGAGUAUAUGUAUUAGGCUAUGUCCUAAUGGUGGGAUUUGUCAGCUUUGCUGUUUGUUACAAACACGGGCCCCUUGUCGAUGAAAGGAGCGUAAAUCUCCUGGCGUGGACACUGCGGCUCCUCGCCCUGGUCUUGAUCUACUGCGGGGUCACUGUGCCCCAGUGCUCUUAUGCAGUCAUGGUCCUCAUCCUGUCCUUCAGGAGUCUGCGCUACCCCCUGAAAGCCUUCAGUUACGUGAGGUGGAAGACGAAGCGGUGGCGGGCCGCGGACAAGCCGGCGGGCAGGUUCCUCACCGAGGACGAGUACCGCGAGCAGGCGGACACGGAGACCAGCGGCGCCCUGGAGGAGCUGCGGCGCGCCUGUCGCAGGCCAGACUUCCCGGCCUGGGUGGUCGUCUCCAGACUCCGGGCCCCCAACAAAUUUGCAGACUUUGUUCUUGGAGGAAGCCACUUGUCACCUGAAGAAAUGAGUCUGCAUGAAGAGCAGUACGGGCUCGGGGGCGCCUUCUUGGAGGAGCAGCUGUUUAACCUGAGGACGGCCUGAUGGCCGCCUUUGCGUUCACUCCGUUCUGGACAAGGAAAUGGGUUAAGGGCUAGGAUCCUAUUAACGUUGGCCAGAGCUGUUCUAGGGAACAGUGGCAAAAGCAUUUACUACAGGAAGAAGUCCUACUGGAAAAGAAGACUGAACUAUAUUGAAGAUGACUUUUCAUUCCUGGUGAGUUCUGAUACUUACUGUGCUAUAGGUGGCCAUCAAGAUUCUGGGACAGUCGUUACCACUUUCCCUGAGUGAAGACUGUCAUCAGGAACAGGGACUCAUGUUGAUCUUCAAGGAGCCAUUGAACACGAACAUCUGCCCCAUCAAUACCAGGACAUUAUAUCUUAACCCUCUUAACCUUCAGAACCCGUGACAGAAGACUGGCUUGCUCUUCCUACGUGCUCUUUGUAAAAGUGCUGCCAGAGACCUGCGGCCGCUGGACCAGUGUUCUCCAGAGAAUGAUCCGUAGGAUGCUAGUAAAUGCUAGUCAGUGAAGGGAAUCUGAGGUCAUCUAAGAUUGAUACAAAGUUGAACAAACAUGCUGCAGGAUUUCUCAGAGCCUUUAAUGCUGCUGAUGCACAUCGUGAAUCUCCUCAAGAGAAGUUGUGUGCAGCAGUUUCUGACUGCACAGAUCCCUUUUUGACCACAGAUCCCUUUUUCAUGAGGUUAAUAUUCCUAUGAACAGUUUGGAAAAUGCUAAUGAUAGCAAGAUUGAGGUUUGAGGAGGUUAAAUAACUUGUCCAAAACCAUUUAGAGGCAGCACUGGGACUAGAACUGCAGCCCUAGUGUUUCCUGCAAUUCUCAGGGUUAAGAGACUUUAAGAGGUGGGCCUAGGGGCCAUCUCCUUGGGUCUUACCAUAUUGGUGACUUUUUAAAAAAACUUUAAAUAAUGGACAGUUAGCUGUUUGGUAACUGUGAUAGAGAAACAUUUCUUAAGAUUAUAUUUUAAAGCUUGAUAAUAUUUUUACGGACAUGUAAAAAUCAGAAAUGAGAAUUAUUUUCUGUAAUAUUUUGUAUGUUGAAAUUGAAGACAUUUAACUUCCUGUGACAUUUUGAGCUGACUGGUCCAUUUUUAAAAAUUUAGUUAUAUAUAUUUGUAAGAGUUUCCUACAAAACAGAUUUGUGAUCUUUCUUCACAGAACACAUCUUUUUUUUCUUGAUUCUCCAGAGUGAAAUGAGGGACUGUGAACUUGAACCCUGGGGUGAGAAGGCCAACACUUAAGAGCCGAGAAAUGCUGUGAGCAGGGCAAAACAAUGCAAGGGUUAGGAUGGGCUAAACUGGUUAACUUUAAGAACAAACAUGGGCUUUUUUGCUGUGACAGGUUCAUGAAGAAUGAGGACUCCCCUUUUACUGAAAGAAGCAUUUUCGGAGGAGGGUGUACAGGGAAUUUGAAGCGGUUGUCCUGAGGCACGGUCAGCAGAGUGUUUCUAAAUUGUUGAAUGAGGGCAAGGCUCCCAUUUGGAACUUCUAGGUUGAUUUUCAGUGAUAUUUCCUCUUUGAAACAGUGUGUCAGUGUUUUAACAAGUUUCUCUUUGGCCAGGUAUUUUUAAUAUUGGAGCUUGGCAAUUUUUUGUGAAAUGCACUAAAUUCAAUCUGUGCUUCCAGAGACUGAUUUCAAAUACCAAAGAAUCUUCCAUUCAAAUUUAUGAUGAUUGUGAUGAUGAUGUUUUAUAACUAUAAAUGGUUCUCAGGUCAUUUUUGUUAUAGUUUAAUUUGAUUUUUUUACAAUUAAAUUUAUUCCUGAUAUAAAUGUA